CGUGGGGGUGGCCCUGGGGGAGCUGGAGCAGGGUGGGGGAAGGACGCCCGGUUCUCGGGGAGAGUGGAGCAGCCCACUCAGCAAGCUCCCGGGGGUCCGCGCGGCCGCGCCCGUUCCCCUUCCCUCUCCCGCCGCCUGCUGCACUCGGGGAGGCAGCUCGGAGGAGCCCUUUCCGCUGGCCAGCCCGAGCGCGGCCGCUUUAAGGCGCGGGGCCCGCCCCCCGGCUCGAGGCGGGGUCGCGGUGGCCCCGCCCCCCACAAGUGGUCCCGCCCCCAGGGCCGCGCGGGCGCAUUGGCUGCGCGGCGCGCGGGUGGCGAACGGUGCUUUGAACUCGGAGCGGACGGCUACGCGGGCCGGGGUCCGGGACUGGGGUCGGGGUCCGAUCGGGGCCUGGGCCUGAGCCGGGGUCUGGGCGGCGCGAACCGGGGCCGGCAGCCGGCGCUCCUGGGCGUCCGCGGCGCGAGCCAUGGCGGCCGAGGCGCGCGUGUCGCGCUGGUACUUCGGGGGACUGGCCUCGUGCGGGGCCGCCUGCUGCACGCACCCGCUGGACCUGCUCAAGGUACAUCUGCAGACGCAGCAGGAGGUGAAGCUGCGCAUGACGGGCAUGGCGCUGCAGGUGGUGCGCUCCGACGGCGUCCUGGCGCUCUACAACGGCCUCAGCGCCUCCCUGUGCAGACAGAUGACUUACUCCCUGACUCGGUUUGCCAUCUAUGAGUCCGUGCGGGACCACGUGACCACGGGCAGCCAGGGACCCCUGCCUUUCUACAAGAAGGUGUUGCUGGGUUCCAUCAGCGGUUGCAUCGGAGGCUUCGUGGGGACCCCUGCAGAUAUGGUCAACGUCAGGAUGCAAAACGACGUGAAGCUGGAGCCCAGUCAGCGCCGAAACUACGCCCAUGCCUUGGAUGGCUUGUACCGCGUGGCCCGAGAAGAGGGUCUGAGGAAGCUGUUCUCUGGUGCGAGCAUGGCGGCCAGUCGCGGGAUGUUCGUCACCGUGGGCCAGGUGGGGCUUCUGCUGGCCCUGGGGUUCGGUCAGCCCAGGUGGUGUCACUGUGGGCCCCCAUUCGCUUUCCCCAGAGCUGGGGGCCCUCCUCCAGGCCCUGAUCACCCCUGCACGCCCGCAGCUGUCCUGCUACGAUCAGGCCAAGCAGCUGGUCCUCAGCACCGGGUACCUGGCCGACAACAUCUUCACUCACUUUGUCGCCAGCUUCAUCGCGGGUGGAUGUGCCACGGUCCUGUGUCAGCCCCUCGACGUCCUGAAGACCCGCCUGAUGAACUCCAAGGGCGAGUACAAGGGUGUGUUUCACUGCGCUGUAGAGACAGCAAAGCUCGGGCCGCUGGCCUUUUACAAGGGCCUCGUGCCUGCAGGCAUCCGCCUCAUGCCGCACACCGUGCUCACGUUUGUCUUCCUGGAACAGCUUCGCAAACACUUUGGCCUCAAAGUGCUCUCCUGACGGGGCCAAGGAGUGGGCUGAGCCAGGGCCAGCCCCCAGCGCCAGGCUCUUCCAGGGUCGGGGAGGGCCGUGGGCGAGCGCUGCUGCCCUGAGCCCAGCAUCUGCCCCCGCGCGCCCCGGCCUCCCUGGCCCUGGCCCCAGACCCCACCCUGUCCUUUCCCAGCAGGCUCGUUCCAGUGACCUUCGCCCCCUCCAUCUCCUACCUGCCCGCCCCAGCCUGUCCCCUGCACACUGCUGACUCACCCAGAGGGGAGGUAUCCAGGCCCCUGGUCCGGUUUUCUCUCCUCCCUGGGUAGCUGGUUAACACUGGAGGUGGGAGAGCUGGGCUGGGGCUUCUAGGGUCUGGGGUCCCCUGCGCCUUCUCCUUUGGCCCCUGAGGUUUCUUCAUUUCAUCGAGCAGCCGCCUGGGGCCCUCAACACCAUCUUCCAGCAGCUUCCAUGGAGGACCUGGGUGGCAGAGCAGUGGGGCGCAGACCCCCUGCAGUGCUUUACCAAAUUGUGUGUGUGCACAUGGCACUUUCAUCCGUGGAGAGGGACCACCGCUUUUCCGAAGUUCUCGAAGGCGGCCACGCUCUGGUAGCUCCAGGCCAGUGGGCAGAUGGCACCGUGCAGAAACCACGUGCCCAGGAGGGAGGUGACCACAUGGCCCGCGGGCGCCAGGUCCAGCCAGCCCCCGGUCGCUUUCACAAGUAGUUUCGCCAGAACCUCAGAGCCAGGAGGUCCUGCUGCCUUCAGGGAACGUGCGGUAUCGUGCACGGGGUCCACGCCUCCCCCUGCUCCCUGCACAGCCCCCUCUGCGCAGUGUCCCUCAGGGGCCCUCUCUGUGUGGACGGCAGCUGUCCACAAGGCCCCCCGCAGCCGAGACCCAGAUGUCAGCACCUGGGUUCUGUCCAAGCAGGCUGUCCUCCUGCAAGCGGGCCGGGGCCACGUCCAUCUGCCUCCCCAGGACCCCAGGGUACUGCACCCCCACCCCAGCAAGGGGUGUUCCGCAGGGACACUAAUAAAGGACCGUGAAGUGCUCUGA
This is a messenger RNA of Leopardus geoffroyi (Geoffroy's cat), 2475 nucleotides long. RefSeq names its product solute carrier family 25 member 10 (gene SLC25A10). The coding region runs from base 467 to 1543 and encodes 358 amino acids. Gene Ontology annotation, biological process: succinate transmembrane transport; phosphate ion transmembrane transport; malate transmembrane transport. The record is from RefSeq and is a predicted model, not a curated record. The transcript is spliced from 10 exons. Lineage: Eukaryota; Metazoa; Chordata; Mammalia; Carnivora; Felidae. Gene Ontology annotation, cellular component: mitochondrial membrane. Gene Ontology annotation, molecular function: succinate transmembrane transporter activity; thiosulfate transmembrane transporter activity; malate transmembrane transporter activity.